AUGCGCGCACGGCCGCUGGCGUACGCACUACGCGAGCCGGUUGAGCGCGCGCUGGAGCAGCUGGUGCGCGACGACAUCCUCACUCCCGUCAGCCACUCAGACUGGGCUGCACCAAUCGUUCCGGUGGUGAAGAAAGAUGGGACGAUAAGAAUCUGUGCUGAUUUUAAACUAAGCUUAAACAAAGUUUUGGAGGUCGACCGUUAUCCGUUACCUAAGGUAGAAGAUCUUUUGUCUCGGUUGCACGGAGGCGAAAGGUUUAGUAAAGUCGAUUUGUCACAGGCGUACGCCCAAUUUGAGCUGGAUGAUACUAGGAAAUAUGCUGUUAUAAACACACACAAAGGGCUUUACAUGUACAAACGGCUAGUGUAUGGGUUGUCGUCGAGCCCAGGAGUAUUCCAGAGGCGGUUAGAGCAAUUGUUUGCUGAUAUACCACGUGUGGGAGUGUUUUUAGAUGAUAUUAUUAUAACAGGAAAAGACACACGGCAACACUUAGAUAAUCUACAUAAAGUUUUUGAACGCCUUAAGUCCAGUGGCUUAAAAGUAAGAAAAGAAAAAUGUUCGUUCUUUGUGGAGUCUCUUGAAUAUUUAGGGUAUGUUAUAAGUAAGGAAGGUGUUCACACAUGCAAAGAUAAAGUAGAAGCAAUUGUUAAAACGCCGAUACCAAGGAACGUAUCUGAGUUGAGGGCUUUCAUUGGAAUGGUUAUGUAUUACGGUAAAUUUAUAAAAAAUGUUAGUUCGAUUCUUACGCCGUUAUAUAAUUUGUUGCGUGCGGGGGUGAAGUACGAAUGGAGCGACGGGUGCGAGGAAGCCUUUGCGCGGGUUAAACGGGCGCUGAGCACGAGUGAAGUGCUUGUGCAUUACUCACUGGAACUGCCGCUGGUGUUGACGGCAGACGCGAGUGCCACAGGAAUCGGCGCCGUCAUCUCACACAUCACGCCGGACGGCGAGCGCCCCAUCGCGUACGCGUCACGGACGCUUAAUUCCGCGGAAAGAUCAGUGGUAAUUCCGCCCACUCUUAGGAACACAAUUCUGAAGGAGCUUCAUGUUAGUCAUAUGGGCAUAGUUAAGACCAAGUCGAUGGCUCGAAGUUUUGUAUGGUGGCCCAAUAUAGACACAGACAUCGAAUCAACGUGCCGCUCAUGCGAAACAUGUGCGAUGGAAGCAACUGCGCCGCCGCAGGCUGCUCCACGUAGUUGGCCAUAUAUAACCCAGCCGUGGAGUAGAUUGCAUAUAGAUUUCCUAGGACCAUAUCGGGGAAAAACAUUUUUCGUAAUCAUCGAUUCCAGCACAAAGUGGAUUGAAGUUUUUGAGAUGAAUAAAACAAACGCCACGGCGGUCGUUAAGGUUAUGAGGUCGUUAUUUGCUCGAUUCGGUUUGCCGUUGGAAAUAGUUUCAGACCAAGGGCCGCCAUUUACUAGUGCAGAGUUAGGGGAGUUCUUAAGAUUGAACGGCAUCAAGCAGUCAUUUUCGCCAGUAUAUCAUCCAGCAUCGAAUGGGGCAGCAGAAAAUGCUGUGAAGCUAUGUAAGCGAACCAUAAAAAAAGCGAUCCGAGAUUCAGUAGACAUCGACACAGCUUUACAAACUUACCUAUUAGCUUAUAGGAAUAGUAUUCAAAGCACUACAGGGGAAAGCCCCGCCAUGUUAUUGCAGCGUAGACCGUUGCGUUCUCGGUUGGAUCUUUUGCGCGCAGACCGUGCACGCCAGGAGCGGGUUGAUAGGGUGCAGCGCCAGCAGAUGUUGAGUUCAGGUGCUGAACCCACGCAACAGUACGCUGCUGGUGAGACCAUAUGGGCUAGGAACUACGGUAGCUCAGACAAAUGGAUGAAAGGAACGUUAGUCAACCAACAGGGUUCGCGGAGGUAUGUGGUAAAGGGUGAUGAUGGUCGACUUCUUACACGGCAUAGUGAUCAAAUCAGGCUCAGAACUCGACGUUCAAGUUUAGUGUACCCAGAAUUAAUAUCCGAAGAACGGGUAGGUGGGGGUGUCGUUGAGCAGCAGCAGCAGCAACAGCUAUCCCCGAGGAUAUCGAACGCAAAGGUUGGCGAGGGGGCGGGGAGUGGUGAAGCAGGAAGCGAGGACUUAGUAGUGAGUGACGUACCGGAGGAAACAGCUAGUAAGACCUCGCCGGGCCGUGAUACGCCGCCGCUGGCAACUGAUAGCAAUGUCGCGAGCUCCGUGAGUCGUCCUACCCGCGUUCGCAGGAAACCAAUCAGAUAUGGGUUCGAGUUUGAUUAG
Messenger RNA from Trichoplusia ni (cabbage looper), 2235 nucleotides. RefSeq lists its product as uncharacterized. The transcript has 2 exons. Bases 1 to 2235 code for a protein of 744 amino acids. NCBI's taxonomy places the organism in Eukaryota, Metazoa, Arthropoda, Insecta, Lepidoptera, Noctuidae. Gene Ontology annotation, molecular function: nucleic acid binding. Gene Ontology annotation, biological process: DNA integration. The record is from RefSeq and is a predicted model, not a curated record.